GUUUUAUAAUGAAAAAUUAAAUUUUAUUAAGAAAAUAAGAUAAUUAAAAUAAAAAUGUCUGCUGUAGCUAUAAUGGAUGUGAACAAUAUAUGCCGUGUGUGUUUGCGCUGUGAAUUAGAUAUGAAAUUUAUAUUUGAACGACAAGAAAAUCCAACAAUUGCACAAAUGUUAAGCGAGCUAACAAUUUACAAGAUACAACACUUUAAUGAAUUGCCGCAUUUGAUAUGUUCAGAUUGUUUAAGUUUAGUAAUUAGUGCAUAUAGAUUAAAAGAAAAAUGUGAGAAAUCUCACAGAACUUUAAUUGGUAUGCUCGAUAAUCAACAAAAUGGCUUAUCUGCAAAUGUAACUUGUGCUAGUUUCACAAAGGAUACAUUGGAAAAGGGAACCCAAACCCAAACGGAAGACACAUUUAUGUAUCAUUGUGAAUAUUGUGAUGAAACAUUUAUUACUGCCCAUGCCUUGAAGCUGCAUCGUCAAAAUAAACACAUUGAUAGUUCGAUAACUUGUCGCUUUUGUUCACGUUCCUUUGAACGUAUGGAUGAUUUGAAAACACAUAUAUCUGUUUUUCAUCCCCAAUCUGGUUACAAAUAUUAUAAUGAGUGUCGUAUCUGCAAACGCCAAUUUAUAAAGAAAGCACAUUUGAAACAACAUAUUGAAAAUAUGCACAAGUUUCUGGAAGUUGAAAUCAAAUCACCUAAGGAUCGGCAAGUAGACAUUAAUGAGGACGUCUUGCUUAUUUCCGAGGAGUCUAAUACAACGAAAAUUAGCUCAGAAAUAAGUGAGGAUGAGAAAGAAAUGUUCAAUUUAUUUGAUUUGGAAAAUUUUGGACAUUUAGCAGAUGAUGAAGAUGAAAUCCCUUUAAACUUGUUAAUAGAAUCGACCGCUACAACACAAAUAAUAGAAGACGUUUUAAAUAAAUCAUUUGAUGAAAAUACAGAAACAUCAGAAGAUUCUCAGAAUUCUAUAGAAAUUGAAGAAAAUAAUAGUACAGAUGACAAUUUACUGCCAACUAAACAAGGCAGAGCUAAUCCACCGAAAAAAUGUACCUCUAAGCAAAAAUUAUUUGAUAAGGAUUCUACUCACAAUUUCUCAAAGAACUUUACAAAUACUAUACAAAAAAGAAAGCAAAUUGGUGGAAGGCAUUCGAAAAAACCUCUAAGAUGCAAAUAUUGCUCGAAAUACUUCGAAACUAAUUUAGUAUUACAACAACAUAUAACAGAAGAUCACGCACAAGGCAAACAACGACUUUCUUGUAAAAUUUGCAGCAUGAAUUUUAGUUAUAAAAAGGCAUUAAAUAAUCACUUCUCCAACUAUCACAAAGAUAGUGAACAAACAAAUACCAAGGAUAUGGAUAAAUUAUUUUAUUGUACAAAGUGUGAAAAGAAUUUUAGUACAAAAAACUCCUUACAAAGGCACACAGAAAACCAUGAUAGAAAACGUUUCGUUUGCAAAGAAUGUCUUCAAGAUUUUUCGAGCAAGGAAGAAUUAAAUAGUCAUGCUAAGGCCGAAGGACAUGAUAAACCACUACUAUGUCCGGAAUGUGGUUUGCGUUGUAAAAGUAGUAAUAUUUUGACGGUACAUUUGAGAAGGCACAAUGGUGAGAAACCAUUUAAAUGUAAAUUUUGUAGCAAAGGAUUUCCCCGCAUAGAUGAUUUAAAGAUACAUGAAAAAUACCACACGGGUGAAAAAUCUCAUUUUUGUGAGACGUGCGGUAAGGGAUUUUUUCGCAAAUAUAAUCUACGAAUUCAUUUACGUGUCCAUACGGGUGAAAAACCUCACAAAUGUCCACAUUGUCCACAAGCAUUUGCCCAAAGUAAUGAUUUAAAGGCUCAUAUACGUCGUCAUACCGGUGAACGCUUUCGCUGUGAAAUUUGUAAUGCUGCAUUUCUGCAAGGCUAUCAAAUACGUCAACAUAAAUUACAGGAGCAUGGCAUACAAGAAACACCGCCAACGCAAAGGGUAAAAAAAUUCACUUCUCUGGAAGAACAGAAAGAACAAAUAAAACAGAAUCUACAAAAGGAAUUGGUGUAAAUUACAUUAUAAAUAAGGUAAUAUACUAAUUUUGAAGAAAUAAUAUAGUAAUUCACAACUUUCAUUAAAUAUAUUUUAAUUACGAAAUCUA
Molecule: messenger RNA, 2122 nt
Organism: Calliphora vicina (urban bluebottle blowfly)
Lineage: Eukaryota; Metazoa; Arthropoda; Insecta; Diptera; Calliphoridae
Product: zinc finger protein 658B-like
Exons: 6
Coding region: 55-2031 (658 amino acids)
Cellular component (GO): nucleus
Molecular function (GO): zinc ion binding
Source: RefSeq, a predicted model, not a curated record